This is a messenger RNA of Motacilla alba alba, 2741 nucleotides long. RefSeq names its product transmembrane protein 42 (gene TMEM42). The record is from RefSeq and is a predicted model, not a curated record. NCBI's taxonomy places the organism in Eukaryota, Metazoa, Chordata, Aves, Passeriformes, Motacillidae. Gene Ontology annotation, cellular component: membrane. Bases 147 to 545 code for a protein of 132 amino acids. The transcript is spliced from 3 exons.
CAGGAGCGGUGCUGUCCUGCGGGCCCGUGCUUCCCGGAUUGUUUCCAUAAAGCCUUCGUAGACGAGCGAACGCGGCCCACGUGCCCUUCCCUCGCUGCCCGCCCGCGGCGGGGCGGCGCUGGCGCUGCGCGGGGCCGGGCCGGGCCAUGCGGGCCGGGGCCGGGGCGGCGGCGGCGGCCGCGGGGGGCCUGGGGGCGGCAGCGGCCGCCGCGGCGAAGCUGGCGCUGGGCCCGGGCGGGGAGGCGGCCGGCGGCCCGCUGCCAGUGUUGCUUCGCCUCAUCUGUGUUGGCCUGGUGUUUGUGUGCAAUGCAGUGAUGUGGACAGUCUUCACAAAAGCCUUACGACUCUCCUCCUCCUCAGCUGCUGCCUCUGUGACAACAACAGCCACCAAUUUCAUCUGUUCGGCUAUCCUGGGAAGAUUGCUCUUCGGGGAGACGUGGACACCUCUGUGGUGGGUCGGCCUCGCCAUGACAGUCUGCGGGCUCAUGCUGCUGCACACGGCUGCCCCGCAGCUGGUGCCAGUCCCAGUGGAGAAGAAGGAAUGAUAACUGCUGGAGGGGUCACGGUGCCAUGCUGCCCUCUCUCCAGCCUGUCUCAUGACAGCAUCCCCUGUCCCCACCGGCCUCUGAACACGUCGGACACCGAGCUGCUAACCCCUGCUCACUGCUCAUCUGCUGACUUGCAAAAUCACAUUGGUCACAUCUUUCCUGGUGGUGGUAUGGUGGCAGUGACAGCUUGGAGGGAGCUGGUCAACUCUGAGUCAGUGUUGUGAAAAUCAGGACCAGAGGCUUAUCAGCCACUCCUCCUCUUCACACACUAUGGCUAUGGAGCUUUCCCAGUUAGGGGAAUGCUGAAAGUAAACAUGGUGGCUGUGGAAGUGCUUGUGCAUCAGUAUUUUUCCAUGAAAGGACCUAUCCCAAAAUAGAAGAGCAGUCAAAAAUAGAUGCUGAAGGCAGCUGUUAGUUCUGCUCUGCUGUUCCUGAUUUUUUUGUCUCUUGAAAUGGUUCUAAGCCCACUGCUACCUGUAAGGCUGUGGAGACUUUCAUUAAUUCCUUCAGCUUCCUCUAUCAGUCACAUACACCUUUGAACUGGCCAUGUGUAUCUGAUGUCUAGAAUUUUCACUUACCCAUUCCUGACAUGUUAGUCACUGUAAGGUUGCUGCUCUUUCCUUUAAACCCUUGUCCUGAAUAGGGUUUUGAUCACCAUUCCUGCUUUAUGUAGGUCAAACUAAUUUUGGGACAGUUCAACAGGCAACCUCCUUUCACUUGGAGUGUCCAUGUUCAGUACAUCCCUCAUCCCCACUCAAGUUGACAAUUGCUUUAAUGUUUGGUAAAAGGGAAUUUCUCAAGCCAUGUUUUUUCUACACCUCUGGAUGAUGCUUAUUCCCAUUGAUGUGAUGUGAUCAACCAGAUCACUGGUAUCUGCUAAAUUUUGCGUCAGUGAUUACUCUGUGUUCAGGUGUCAGUUUGGUGAAUGUGUCACGAAUCAUCAUUUGUAAGGUAUCAACUUAAUUCCCCUGCCCACUUCUUUUUUUUUCCUCCUUGGAAAUUCUUCAGUUGGAAUCCUAAUUAAGAAAUAUAAUCAUGCUUAUAAAUGUAUGCAUCAUGGUGGUAAUAUCGCUUGCUUGCUCUGGGCUUGCCAGGUUGUCUUUGUCAUCUUGUAAUGACAGAAGGUGAGUCACAGUUGUGGCAUGUGCAGAAAACCUAAGGACACGUUUCUGUGAGCAUCUGUAUCAGAACCUGUCAGGUCUGUCACGACCGGCAGAUCUGUGCUGUGUCAAGUGUAAAAUAGACUUGUGGAUGGAAAUGCCACUGGAAUUGGGUUUGUGCCUUCUUCUUUGAAUCAGAAGAGUCACUGUCUCCCAGAUGAGGCCAAGAGCCGUUUGCUCUGUUCCCUGCCAUUCUAGCUCACCAUAUCUGGCAGCCAUGUACCAAGAGGGGUUCCCUGCCUGCCACUGUGGGUCUUUGCACCUGGAGAGCUCUCUGAGUGGCAGCAGUGGUAGGAUGGGACACAUCCAGUUGCCUGGGGAAGCUGGGACCUGACACAGGGACCCAGCAUCCCUCAUAAGUCUACAGACAUGACAGCCGUGCAUUUCUAAGUACAUCAGGUCUCCAUAGAUCUUCAGAGAUAAUGGAAUAUUAACAAAGCCUGAUUUAUUUGCCCUUGUUAUUAACCCUCAGCCAGCUGUAAGCCAUGGCUGCCUUCAUGCAAACAGCAGUAGAAGGACCAGGCACUCUGGUUAAUUUGGCUGUUAUCCCAUUUCCUAAUAAACCAUUUGGAAAGCUUUUUAAUGUGGACUAUCUCAAAACUGACAUUUCUUUAUUACAGUCCUUGUUGGAGGUCAAGGUUUAGGAGGUGUUUCUUCAGAAGUGGAACAUGUGCAGAAGGUAUGAGCACUUAACUUUGUGGUGCUCAUUUUAAGGUGGAUGAAUAUAAACCAGGGCUGUAAAUCCUCUCAUAAAUGCUUGAAGGUGGGAACGGAAAUAAGUUUUUCACCAAUUCCCAUGGUAAGAAAAGAUUGCCAAGGAGGGUUCAUUUUAUGGCAGAAUCCCACCCGUCUUGUGUACACAAGAGUUUGGCCAUGUCUGCCAGUGGGGCCAGGGCUACAAGAAAAACUGUAAUCACUGUGUGGCAAAGCAGUGUACUUCUGGUAAACCAUUCAUAUGGGAUCAUCCAAAAUGUGGCUGAAGGUAAUUAAAAAAAAACAGAGGGGGAUUUCCAAAAUAAAACUCUGUCCAAAG